Molecule: messenger RNA, 303 nt
Organism: Rhodotorula toruloides NP11
Lineage: Eukaryota; Fungi; Basidiomycota; Microbotryomycetes; Sporidiobolales; Sporidiobolaceae
Product: ubiquinol-cytochrome c reductase subunit 8
Exons: 3
Coding region: 1-303 (100 amino acids)
Biological process (GO): mitochondrial electron transport, ubiquinol to cytochrome c
Source: RefSeq, a predicted model, not a curated record
AUGCGCGCCUCUUCCGCCGUUCACUCGGGCAUGCCCACGGGCAACAAGUACAUGGGAUGGUGGGGCGACAUGGGAGGACCCACGCAGAAGGGUAUCUCGCAAUACGUCGUCUCGCCGUUCCGCCAGGCUCCCAUGCGUGGCGCCUUCAGCCACUACCUCCACAACGGAGUCCGCCGCCUCGGCCAGCAGGCCGUCUACUUCGUCGUCCCCUUCGCUGCCGCCUACGGCAUUCUCCAGUGGGCGAUCAAGGACAACCACCUCCGUAACUCGAAGCACGGCCAGGCCCAGGGUCUCUUCCCGUAA